CUGGAACAGUGCAGUCCUCUGGAGUCCGUGAAGCGCGUUGGAAACGUUCGUCACCUAUCUAGCCGAUUGAAGCGAUUGUUCAUUGUUGUUUGUCUGUUGUGUGAAGUGGAGAAUCUCUGUUCAAUUUAAAAAAUAUCGCAGUUGUCCGUGCAGCUACGUUUCAAUUGUUGGAGUUUUCGCAAAACAACUAACGCUAAAAAAAUGAAUCCUGAAGCGGUUUCGCAUUUAGAGCACAUGUGCUCGCUCGAUAUCGAUGCUACGGCACCGUUUGUGCGUCUAUCCGGCAUCAUCUGCACGAUCGGACCGGCCUCGGUUUCGCCCGAAAUGUUGGAGAAAAUGAUGUCCACUGGUAUGAACAUUGCUCGUUUGAACUUCUCCCACGGUUCGCACGAGUACCAUGCCAACACGAUCAAAAACAUCCGCGAAGCGGUCGAAAACUACUCGAAGAAGCUGGGCAAACCGUUCCCGCUUGCCAUCGCACUGGACACCAAGGGUCCGGAAAUCCGUACUGGUCUGAUCGAGGGCAGCGGUACCGGCGAGGUCGAGCUGAAGAAGGGCGAAAAGAUCCAACUGACCACGGACAAGGAGCAUCUGGAGAAGGGCAACAAGGACAAGAUCUAUGUCGAUUACGUAAACAUCGUGAAAGUGGUUAAGCCGGGAGACCAUGUGUUCGUUGACGAUGGUUUGAUCUCGCUCGUCGUGGACAGCAUUUCGAACGAUACUUUGACCUGUUCGGUGGAGAACGGUGGAAUGUUGGGCUCGCGCAAAGGCGUCAACCUUCCGGGUGUACCAGUCGAUCUGCCGGCCGUGUCGGAGAAGGACAAGUCGGACCUGGUAUUUGGCGUGGAACAGGGCGUUGACGUUAUCUUCGCAUCGUUCAUUCGCAAUGCUGCUGCACUGAAAGAGAUCCGUGGAAUCCUCGGCGACAAGGGAAAGCAUAUCAAGGUCAUCUCCAAGAUCGAGAACCAGCAGGGCAUGCAGAAUCUGGACAAGAUUAUCGAGGCUUCCGACGGCAUUAUGGUUGCCCGUGGUGAUCUUGGUAUUGAAAUUCCCGCCGAGAAAGUGUUCCUGGCACAGAAAUCGAUGAUUGCUCGAUGCAACCGUGCCGGCAAGCCGGUCAUUUGUGCCACACAAAUGUUGGAAUCAAUGAUCAAGAAGCCGCGCCCUACGCGUGCCGAAAUCUCGGACGUUGCCAACGCCAUCAUUGACGGUGCCGACUGUGUGAUGUUGUCUGGUGAGACGGCCAAGGGUGAAUACCCUCUCGAGUGUGUGCUAACUAUGGCCAAGACGUGCAAGGAAGCCGAAGCCGCUCUGUGGCAUCGUAAUCUCUUCAAGGAUCUUGUCGAUACCACCCCGACGCCGCUGGAUACGGCUACCUCUAUUGCGAUCGCCGGAGCAGAGGCUUCGAUUAAAAGCCGAGCAGCAGCCAUCAUUGUCAUUACCACGUCGGGACGUUCGGCUCAUCUUAUUUCUAAGUAUCGUCCACGCUGCCCAAUCAUUGCUGUGACACGUUUUGCGCAAACGGCACGACAGUGCCAUCUGUACCGUGGCAUUCUGCCCGUCAUCUACGAACAACCGGCUCUCGAGGACUGGCUGAAGGACGUCGAUGUUCGCGUACAAUAUGGUAUUGAGUUUGGUAAGGAACGUGGGUUCCUGAAGCCCGGCAACCCGAUUGUUGUCGUCACCGGCUGGAAGCAGGGAUCUGGAUUUACCAACACUAUCCGUGUGAUCAAUGUUGAAUAAAUACAAAUAUAAUACCACACAAACUAUUCGUGUCUCCAACAUCUCGCGAGGUGUGCAAGCCGAACCCUCAGGCGAUAACCAUCACCCCUACAACUCUCGCAGACUACAGAUUAUUGCCUAGACUGCUCAGAGUUACAUCUCCCGGUUAAUAUCGUAGCACAUCGUUCGUAAGCGUCCGAGACGUGAGUUGUUACGGGUUAAUAAGUACCCAACCUUAAAACGGUCAACCACACAUUGAAUACAACAUCCAAUCCCUCCUGUCGCGUUUUUAUGACGCGCAGACAGAUUUAUUUAUUGUACCCUAAAGCCUAAAUUAUUAGUUGCAGAAAAAUGCUGCAUUGCA
This is a messenger RNA of Anopheles coustani, 2086 nucleotides long. RefSeq names its product pyruvate kinase-like. Gene Ontology annotation, molecular function: pyruvate kinase activity; potassium ion binding; magnesium ion binding. Gene Ontology annotation, biological process: glycolytic process. Lineage: Eukaryota; Metazoa; Arthropoda; Insecta; Diptera; Culicidae. Gene Ontology annotation, cellular component: cytoplasm. Bases 202 to 1743 code for a protein of 513 amino acids. The transcript has 4 exons. The record is from RefSeq and is a predicted model, not a curated record.